This is a messenger RNA of Penicillium salamii, 819 nucleotides long. The record is from the annotation of a GenBank genome assembly. Lineage: Eukaryota; Fungi; Ascomycota; Eurotiomycetes; Eurotiales; Aspergillaceae.
AUGUCUGUACCUCAGCGUUGUGUUCGCCAGCUCCUCAGAGAGCCCUUCCAGCGCAGCUCACUUCCCAUCUUCCUUGCCCCGGCAUUCUCCUCAUCCCGCUCACAAUGCUUCUCGACCACAUCGCCGGCGCAGUCCCGAGUCGGAGGUGCCCCCAUCAGCAUCCCCCCGGAGGUGACAUUCAACCUUGUCGAUCUCCCUGAAACUCUCACCCGGACUCGCGGAAAGGAUAUCCCCAAGUUUGCUGCUGAGAUCAAGGGCCCAAGGGGCGAGAUGAGCGUCAACAUUCCCUCCUUCCUUACUGUCACCCGCGACGAGACCGGUCAGAAGGCCACCCUUUCUGUUCAGGAUACCGAGAUCCCUCACCAGCGUGCUAUGUGGGGUAUGUUAUUCUCCUGGAACGCAAUCGUUCGGUCCGCGCGGCAGCAUCUAACAAUUUACUGUACAGGAACCAUCCGCGCACUUAUCCAAAACAACAUCCUCGGUGUUUCCGAAGGCCACGUCUGUGUAUUGAGUAUGGUUGGUGUCGGAUACAGGGCCACAGUCGAGGAAACGGCCACUACCGUCGAAUCCACCUACCCCGGCCAGAAGUUCGUGUCUUUGAAGGUCGGCUACUCCCACCCCAUCGAAUUGGGUAUUCCCAAGGGUGUAGAGGCCAGCACACCGCAGCCUACCAGAAUCCUGCUCGAAGGUGUGGACAAGCGGGUUGUGACCCAGUUCGCGGCCGAGAUCAGGGACUGGAGACGCCCCGAGCCUUACAAGGGUAAGGGUAUCUUCGUCAACGGAGAGACGAUCAAGCUCAAGGCCAAGAAGAUCAAAUAG